UACGCCCUCAUGUGUCAAAAAAUAAAAACACAAGUAUGAGGAGGUUACACUAUGUUAUAACCUCCGUGAGUUUCUGCGAUAAACUUUGUGGAGGGAAUUGGAAUGGGUAUGAGCCUGGUAUGAGCAUGGUUUCGUUCUACAGUUGACAUCAUAUACUCUUUGGUUGUCACGGCAGUUCCGGGCAGUUCUAUGAGAUAAUGAUGUUGUAAGGGUGGCUGGGGAGUCUUGGCUUGUUUGCAAGUAAAUCAUGGCUGUAUUUUUGGCCUUAUUCCUACAAGUGUGUGCCUUGUGUUGGGGUUGGUAGAGGUAGAGUGUAAUCUUUGAACUCGAAUUAAUACUUCAGGCUUUCAAUGCACAGAAUACUAUCUGCAAUAAGACGAAGUCUAAAUGGUGAAACCAAACAAAAUAUUUCGCAAACGAAUUCCGCAAACAAAAAUCAAAUGAAACGUACUGGCGACGAAAUUGACAGGGACAAAAAUUUUGAACAUCCGGAUGCGGAUUCAGAGGAUGGGUUUUAUGAAGUGCUGCAGAACCUGUUUCCUUCAUCGCCUUACAGCAUUUAUUGCAGUAAUUCCCCAGAAAAUCCUUCUUUUCAACCACAAAUGGCUGAUUCAGGUGAACCUUCUUCACCUCCUGAAACUGUAGAAUUUUUCAGUGGAACAGAGGAAAGUGAAAACCCUGUUGAUACAUCAUUGGAAAAGGAAACAUCCUCUAAGGAAAUACAGUGUUGUUCAGUGAAGUCUGUGGGUGUUCAGUGUGAUUCUAUAACAUAUGUUUCGAAGGGAGUGCAAUGGGAACCCCUUUUGAUGGAGUCUCAAAGUGUACAGUGCAUGUCUCUGGAUCAGGUGGCAAAGGAAGUGCAAACCUUCAACACGUACAAGUCCCAAUGUGAGCCAAAUGAGUCUGUGUCAAUGGUUACAACAGGGGUUCAAUAUGAAUAUCCAUAUGCAGAGGAAGAAUCAUGUGAGAAACAAUCAUAUACAUCAAAACAACUUUCAGUGAAUGUGCCUUUUGAAGAAUCAGAGAGUGUAGAUAGUGAAUCAGUUACCCAUUUGAGUGAAACUGAGAAUCGGAGAGUUCUUGCAGAUCUCUGCAUUACAUUACCGUCAGUGCAGAGUGAAUUGGUUGUGGUAAAUUCAUCCGAAUCCAGUGAAUGUGUGGACUCUUAUGCCUCUCAUGGAAGUGAUGUCGAUGUUCCAGAAGAUGAACAUGAAGUGGAACUGUAUAGUUCUCAACCUGUUCCAAGUACCAGUGGUGUAAACUGCAAAAGAAAAAGAAAAUGUUCCAAUAGAGUAAGAAAAAUGAAACAUUCGAGAAAAACAAGUAUGCAUUCUAGAAAUGAAAGAACAAAAGAAAAAUAUUCCAACAAAAGGCUUCCUUUAGAGGCAAGAACUGAUAGGAAUCGAUCCAUGAGUGAAGGUGUGAACUAUGAUAGUGAUGAGUUAGAAGGUGAAGGUGUUGAGGAAAAAGAAGCUAAUAAUGUUAAGAAAGCGAUCAGUUCUGUAUCAAAAAAACCAAGUACAUUUGGUAAAAAUGGAGAGAAAUUAGUUGUUGAAGAAACUCCGGAAGAGUUACUUGCGCAGAUGGGAAAUAAUGAGAAUUGUUUGGCCAAGGAAGACCUUAGCAAUAAGGAGGAUGGUGUUCCAAAGCGAGUUACAAAGGUCAAAUUGCAACAAAUUGCUUCCCAGAAAAUUUUGAAUUUAUCUGGUUCACAAAGUGAAGCAACAAGAAGUAGUGAGAAAUCAGGUGUUGAAGAAUCAUCAGAAGAGAUCCUUAAGCCCAUGGGAAAUGACCAGAAUUUGUCCAAGGAAGAUACUAGCAGUAACAGUGAUGUUGCCUCGGAGAGUAUUAUGAACGGCUAUCAGCAAAACAGUGCUUCCCAGAAAAUUAUCAGCGCCACUUCUCAACAAAGUCAUUCAACGAGUCUCGUUCCAGCAACUUCAGAUUCUCAAAGAACUGGUGGAUUGAACUGGUUCAGCAGUUUAGCAUGUGAAAGGACCUCAUCACCAGAAAUUUUUGGUGAAGAUAUGUUUGAAGAACUGAAAGAAGAUAGAUCAGAUUGCAAUAAAAAUCUUGCGCACAGUGUUCAGUCCAAAAACUCAGAUAUUGUAGAUAAAGGGCUCUCAUUUCAUAAUAUUCAGCAUUCAACCCCUACAAAACAAACUAGCACUGCCAGGAAGUCUCUUGUCCAAAAUUUGAAGAAUGACUCUCAUAAAACAUCAGCAAAAAAGAGUCUCUUAUUUUAUCAUUGUGAUGAAUAUUUCCCCCAUGUGGAUACUAAAAUGUUUGACUGUGAUGAUGAUUUGAUGGCCUUGAAUCAGAUGUGGGAAGAUUCAGAUUCUGAUCCUGGAUCCACCUGUGCUGACAAUUUUAGUGAAACAAACAAAGGAGUGUUUAAGAAAAAUCUUAAAAAGAAACAACAGCAUUCUAAAUCAACCCUGAUCAACAAUAAAUCGCAGAAAACUGGUAUAAUUCCAUCUGAUCCAUGGAAACAAAAGACUCGAAAGGGAAUUAAUUGUGAUAGAGUCAGUAAAUCCCAUCUUGAAAGCUCCCAAUCAAAUUCCAAAAGUGUUUUAGAGAAAAAUGUGGUUAUGUCUACGUCAAAGAGUGACAGUGAGAGUGAGAAUUCAAUAGAAUCUGACAUGGUGUCAAGAAUCAAGAUUAGAAGAGUUCAGAGAAAAAAAAAUUAUUCAGAGAAAAAUACAGUUAUGUCUAUAUCAAAUAGUGAGAGCAGUGAGAGUGAGAAUUCAGGUGAAUCUGACAUUGUUCCAAGAAAAAAUAUAAAGAGAGUUCAGAGAAAAAGUAGUUAUUCUGAGAAAAAGGCCAUUAUAUUUUCUGCAAAUAGUGAUGGUGAGAAUUCAAGGGAAUCAGACAUUACGUCAAGAAGCAAGAAAAGAGUUCAGGAGAAUAAAGAAUAUACAUCUACUCAACAAAAUCCUGGCUCAAGAACAAAGAGUGGAAAUGUUAGUAUUCAUAGCACUCAAGUGGGCAAUAAGCAUUUUACUCAAAGAGAUCCCAUAAAUUCUAGUCCUGUGCAUAUCAGUAUAUGGUCUUCAGAUGAGGAUGAAGGUAGUAAAGUAUCAAGAGUGACAUGCGGUUCUACAGCAAGUAAGGGUUUAAGUCGACGGGGAACGUGGUAUAUGAAAGAAGAGCGUGAAGCAAUUUUGUGGUACAUUAUUGACCAUAAAUAUUUCAGACUUGUUAGAGGAAGAGCCUUAUGGCAGAGAAUGGAGGAAGAACAAGUGUGUAUUAAUCGUACAUGGCAGAGCAUGAAAGAACACUUUCUUAAGAAAAUUCUUCCUCAGAUUGAAAGUUUCCAUUUAAAUCCUGAAAUUACAAAAAAAUUUCUCCAUGUUAGGAAAUAA
Gryllus bimaculatus (two-spotted cricket) is the source of this 3365-nucleotide messenger RNA. The record is from the annotation of a GenBank genome assembly. NCBI's taxonomy places the organism in Eukaryota, Metazoa, Arthropoda, Insecta, Orthoptera, Gryllidae.